UGUUGGGGGCGGGAAGCGCGUGGAGGCGCCUCACACCUGGCGGGGCUCAAGAUGGCGGCGCGUGGUUACCUGCUGCUCCUCACCUGCAUCCUGGCCCAUUUACCUCUGGUGCGCUUCAUUUCAGAGCUUGCCCGUCUACCUGAAGGAAGAAUUCUACAUGAAGACAACACUCACAGACAGCAUAGUCAAAUCUCCAUGGUGGGGCAUAGAAGUGAACCCCCUCCCAGAUUGCAUGGAGGUCACCCAAGGAAAGUGCCAUCAUUCCUUGAAGCAGAGCAGCAGAAAAAUAAGCCAUUGCCAUUUAGGCGUAGACAACGCAGUUCCCGCAAAUUAUUUCCUGCCGGUGAAGACCUUGAAGUAGUUGAGGAUACGAUGACUGAACACAAAGAAUAUUAUUUACCCACACCUCCACCUAGAAUGAAUUCACAUGUAUAUCAAGAUCUUGUCCAUUAUGGUGAAGAGGAAAUGAUCAGAAAUGGACCCAGAGAAGUUACAAUUCCUGAACCUUCGUUUGGAGUCACUCCACAUAUAUAUCAAGAUCCUGUUUUUCAAAAUGAAUGGGACAUAAAUCAUGGAAGAAGGCAGAAUAUGAUCAGAAUGCCACAUUAUGAGUCUUUGGAACAGAAGUUUACAGAUUUAGAAGAUGAAAAGUUGAGGCAGGCUCAUAAGCACCACAAUAGUCGUGAACAGGAACACAGACGUGAACAUAAACAUAAGCAUGAGCUUGAACGUGGACCUAUUAUUGAGCGUAAUAAUUAUUGGAUACUCGGGCAACGACGCUUCAGAAUGAUCGUUAUCAUUAUUUUAGCUGUUAUCGUGUGUUUAAUUAUAUUACUGAUGUUGGUCUGGUUUAUUCACCCGAGAAAAAAUGUAAGGAAAACACGUAGCAAAAAUUGACAACGUAAAAUGAGGAAUUUGAACCUUGUCAGGAUGGAAAUUCAACACUAGCCAGUAAGGGCUGGCAGCAUGGAAACUAACCAUUUAAUCAGUUGACAAAGUAUAUUUUGUUGGUGUGUAACUAUAAACAGGACGCUUUUCAUAUUCA
Messenger RNA from Carcharodon carcharias (great white shark), 1045 nucleotides. RefSeq lists its product as uncharacterized. The transcript is spliced from 10 exons. Bases 52 to 897 code for a protein of 281 amino acids. NCBI's taxonomy places the organism in Eukaryota, Metazoa, Chordata, Chondrichthyes, Lamniformes, Lamnidae. The record is from RefSeq and is a predicted model, not a curated record.